AUGGCGAGCUUUGUUGCAGCGAAUAUAAAUCCACUAAAUUAUUUUGGUGGGGUCAGUUUCGUACCAGACAAGAAUAUUCCCGAUUUGUCGGGAAAGGUCAUUCUAGUAACAGGAGGAAACGCGGGUCUGGGCAAGGAGUCGAUCCUCCGACUCGCAAAACACAAACCGGAAAAAAUCUUCCUGGGCGCCCGGUCGGAGUCUAAAGCGACCGAGGCCAUCGCCUCAAUUAAGUCAUUUGUUGAGAACGUUGAGAUCAGCUGGAUCCCAUUGGACUUGACAUCCACCAAGUCGAUUCAAAAUGCAGCCGAGCAUUUCAAAGCCCAGUCUCAACGGCUGGACAUCCUACUCUUGAAUGCGGGUGUGAUGGCCCUGCCUCCCGGUGAAACGGAACUAGGUCACGAAAUCCAACUCGGCACCAACCACACCGGGCAUUUCCUUUUGACGAAAUUGUUAUUGCCUACGUUACUCCGUACCGCGGAAGAACCUGACUCCGAUGUCCGUGUUGUGUCUCUCUCUUCGGUGGGGCAUAAUCUUGCUCCGGCCUUUGAGAAAAUACUGGACCAGGAGAAGCUUAAGAAGGUGAAUACCAAUACUAGGUAUGGAGCUUCGAAAGCUGCGAAUAUUCUGUUCGCUGCCGAGCUCGCUAGACGCCAUCCGUCUAUCACGUCGGUGUCUGUCCACCCUGGUAUUAUUUUGACGGAUCUGUACAACUCGAUGAGUGGAAGUUCAGCUUUCCAUGCAUUGGGAUCCAAAGCGAUUGGUAUGAUUGGGACUUCAGUCCCCGACGGAGCACGCAAUCAGCUGUGGGCUGCUGUUGGCGCGAAUAAGGAAGAUCUCGUUAAUGGUGCGUAUUAUGUGCCUGUUGGCAAUUUGAAACAGCACAAUUGCUAUGCACAAAGCAAGGAUAUGGGGAAGCGUCUAUGGGAAUGGACGGAAGGGGAACUCGCGAAAAUUUCUCUUUGA
Molecule: messenger RNA, 963 nt
Organism: Penicillium atrosanguineum
Lineage: Eukaryota; Fungi; Ascomycota; Eurotiomycetes; Eurotiales; Aspergillaceae
Exons: 2
Coding region: 1-963 (320 amino acids)
Source: RefSeq, a predicted model, not a curated record